UGCUAUCGAUUCUUGAAUCCAAGUCCUCAUCUUCUUGUUGCUUGCAACUAUCCAAUUCCAAUCGUUCACCACAGCCAUCAUUUUAGAUUUUCCAUUGUCUGGUCGCAGCUUCAUCGAACUCACCAUGUCGCUGACCUACGAAAACCCCAUCCUGCCGGGCUUCUAUCCAGACCCGUGCAUCGUCCGCGUGGACGACACCUUUUACCUCAUCACCUCGAGCUUCCAAUUCUUCCCAGGCCUCCCAAUCCACAAAUCCAAGGACCUCAUCAACUGGGAACUCGUAGGAAACGCCAUCAACCGGCCCUCGCAACUAAGCCUACAGCAUGCAACAACAAAGGCCAACAACCUAGAGCGCCGCGAGAUCUUCACCGGCGGCAUCUACGCGCCAACCAUGCGCUUCCACAACGGCACGUUCUACAUUGUCUGCACGAACCUGACGGGGAGCACUUCGAUGGCUCCCGAGGUCGACUUUGAGCCAAACACCAACUUUCUAAUCACCUGCGACGAUCUCACCGACCCCACCGCGUACAGCGAUCCCAUGCCCUUUGACUUUUACGGUAUCGAUCCGGAUCUCUUUUUCGACGAUGAUGGCAAGGUCUAUAUGACCGGGAGCUUUAUCCAUGGGUACCGGAAGAAGCCGCAGACUGUCAUCCGCCAGGCCGAGAUCGACCUCACAACUGGCAAAUUGGUUACAGAGGCGCGGGAUGUGUGGACGGGCACUGGUGGGAACUGUCCAGAAGGACCUCACAUCUACAAAAAGGACGGCUGGUACUAUCUAAUGAUUGCCGAAGGCGGCACGCACCGGCGUCACAUGGUCACAAUCGCCCGAUCCAAAGCGGCAACGGGUCCGUUCGAGGGCUACGAGAAGAACCCCCUAAUCACCGGAGCACCCGGGUCCCCAAUCACUUGCGUCGGCCACGCGGAUCUCGUUGAAGAUGCAACGGGAAACUGGUGGGCAGUUAUGCUUGCGCGACGUGAGCUUGGCGAGCGCGGGGACUCGUACCCGCUCGGACGUGAGACGUAUAUGGUCCCCGUUGACUGGCCGGAAGGUGGAUUCCCGGUCUUUGAGCCGGUGAAGCUGCGUCAUGAGCUGGCGGCGGAGAGGGGGGUUAUAGGGGCUAAGCAGCGCGUUUCGGGUGUUGAUGAGCAGGUGCAGCUGUCUUCGCCGCAGACCAUCUAUAUUCGAGAUCCUCUCCUUCGCAACUACUCGUCUGAGGAGGGAGCCAUCACGCUCCAUCUCACCGAGACCCCGCUGGGUGCCGUGGGCGGAAGCCCGACAUUCGUCGGCCGGCGGCAGACAUUCCUAGUGUCCACUGCCAGUGCCCAAGUUGACCUGGCUUCAGCAGCAAAGACUGGACAUGCGGGCCUGGCUGUGUACAAAGACCCUUUCCGAUACGCAUCUGCCAACCUGGACCUGGCUGCUGGCGUGGUCUCGUUCAAUCUCCGCCACGCCACGCAGGAGCACGUUGUUGUCAACUCCAAGGAGUUGAAAGGGGCUACGGUGAUCAAGUUGAGUAUCCAGAGCACUGUCGAGACCUACAUAUUUUCGUACAGCGCUUUGAUAGGUAAAAGAUGGAGCCCCGAGGUCGAGUUAUCGAGUAUCCCUUGCAGCGACAUGAGUGGCGAUGACUUUACUGGCACCGUUUUCGGGAUCUACGGCUCUGGCUCUGACGGAGUAGUCAGAUUUGACUCGUUUACGAUCCGGAGUGAUUAAUCAAUGGACUCUAUUCUCAAGACUUUGAUAGAAUGCAGUUUAUUCAAUGACAUGGACAUGACUUUUCGUUGUAACCUCUUCCUUUUGUUAUGUGUCUAGCACCACUGGAUCCUGGGAUUACGUAGCCUGUUUGCUCCUAGAAAUAAUCCCCCUUGUUACACACAUGCAUACAUUGAAUAUGACCGAGCGUUCUUCUAG
Molecule: messenger RNA, 1912 nt
Organism: Aspergillus calidoustus
Lineage: Eukaryota; Fungi; Ascomycota; Eurotiomycetes; Eurotiales; Aspergillaceae
Source: the annotation of a GenBank genome assembly